CACGCACCUGUCUCUAAACUUCUGAAGUCUGAACUCCGAAGAACCACCACCAUCUCUCUCUCCGCGCCCACUGCGCAAAACCCCGCUAAAAUCUUCCGUUUCAUCUGCUUCCCAAGUCUCGGCGACCCCAAUACCGCCCAAAUUCGUCGGAGAAGAUACCCCAGGCACCUCCAGAGACAUGUACGCCGACAUCGCGAACCCGAAGGGACGAUCUGGCUGCCGCCCCAUCAACGCCGCCGCCAUGUCGCAUCUCAUGGAUGUCUGGCCGAGAUACUUCCCCGAGGAAACCCAGCUCUCCGAGGCCGACCCCAGGGCCACACUCGUCCGCGACUUGGUUAAGAUCCUGGAGCUUGAGGAGAGGAGAGACCUCGUCCCGCGUGUUGAAGAUGAUAAUGCUAUUUUCUUCCUUCCGAUUGAUUUCCAACAGCUUAAGAGGUUGUUCGAUGGUACCAAUCUCUGUACAGCUCUCCAGGAAAAUCCAAAAGAAACCUUGCUUUGCAUGGGAGUUGCAGUUCAUCUGGUUGAGUGCUCGAGGAAGUGUUUCGAAUUGAACGACAUAGACAAGGUCAACAUCAGGCUUUACAACCACACCGAGACAAUAAUUGCUUUGAAGAAUUUGAAAGCGGCCUAUAUUAAGAAACUAGUCACAGUGCGAGGUACUGUUGUAAAAGUCAGUACUGUGAAACCUCUAGUUCUGGAGCUGGAUUUCCAGUGCAUGAAGUGUUCUACGGUCAUCCACCGUGUGUUCUCCGAUGGGAAAUUUUCACCUCCGGUAUCCUGCAUAAUUCAGGGAUGCAAGGGCAGAUCCUUCACCCCACUGAGAUCAACUGCCAAGUUGAUAGAUUUUCAGAAAAUAAGGAUACAGGAGCUUGCUAGUGCUGAAAACCGUGAAGAAGGCAGAGUGCCACGAACUAUAGAGUGUGAGCUUACAGAAGAUCUUGUAGACUGUUGCAUCCCUGGGGAGAUUGUAACAGUAACUGGAAUUGUCAAAGUGCUGAACAACUAUAUGGAUGUUGGCGGAGGAAAGUCGAAAAGCAGAAAUCAGGGUUUAUACUACUUGUACUUGGAAGCAAUCUCAGUAAGGAACUCGAAGGCCCAUGCUGGUUCAGAAAAUUCAGAUGCAAGUUCUCUUGAUAUCCGGGCUUUUGGAUCUUUCAGUUUUGAAACUUUUACUGAUAAGGAUCUGAAAUUCAUCAUCGAAUAUAGUAACGAGCAUGGUGCUGAUGUAUUUCGUCAAAUACUUCAAUCCUUUUGCCCCUCCAUUUAUGGACAUGAACUUGUAAAAGCUGGCAUCACUCUUGCUCUUUUUGGUGCUGUGCAGAAGCACUCAAUGGAUCAAAAUAAAGUCCCGAUAAGAGGAGACAUUCAUGUUGUUAUUGUUGGCGAUCCAGGGCUAGGCAAGAGCCAAUUACUACAAGCUGCAGCAUCUGUUUCCCCGCGAGGAAUAUAUGUUUGUGGGAAUACAACCACAAAUGCUGGUCUUACUGUUGCUGUGGUUAAAGAUUCAAUGACAAGUGACUAUGCAUUUGAGGCUGGGGCCAUGGUCCUUGCUGACCGCGGAGUAUGUUGUAUUGAUGAGUUUGAUAAGAUGUCAGCACAGUAUCAGUCAUUACUGGAAGCCAUGGAGCAGCAAUGUGUAUCUGUGGCAAAGGCUGGUCUUGUGGCAAGUUUAUCUGCCCGCACCUCGGUGCUGGCAGCUGCUAAUCCCGUUGGGGGUCAUUACGACCGAGCGAAAACUGUUAAUGAGAAUUUGAAGAUGAGUGCUGCUCUGCUCUCUCGGUUUGACUUGGUUUUCAUUUUACUCGACAAGCCAGACGAGUCACUAGAUAAGAGAGUAUCAGAUCAUAUAAUGGCACUCCAUACCAAUGAUGGAGAUUCUUGUACGUCCAACAAGAGGCUACGAACAGUGCCUCAAUGUAAUGGCAGUAUGGGGUUCGGAAUUGAUGAGACAGGAAUAGCUUCAAGGCUGAGGCUACACCCGCAAAGAGACAGAGAUUUUGUUCCAUUACCUGGACCCCUUCUUCGAAAGUAUAUAUCUUAUGCGAGAAGCUAUGUUACCCCCUGCAUGACAGAACCAGCGGCUAAAAUUCUGCGAAAAUUUUAUUUGCAUUUGAGAGACCGCAGUACUUCUGCUGAUGGCACACCCAUCACAGCUAGACAAUUGGAAAGCCUCGUAAGAUUAGCAGAGGCUCGUGCUCGGGUGGAUCUAAGAGAAGAAGUGACUGCACAAGAUGCUCAGGAUGUUGUCGAUAUCAUGAAAGCCUCCUUGUUUGAUAAAUAUGCUGACGAGCAUGGUUUUGUGGACUUUGCUCGGAGUGGUGGGAUGAGCCAAACAAAGGAAGCAAAGAGAUUUAUGAGUGCCUUAAACAAGCAAUCAGAGUUGCAGCAAAAGGAUUGCUUUUCAAAAGCUGAGAUACAGAGCUUAGCAGAUAAAAUCAGUUUGCAAGUUCCAGAUUUGGAUGAUCUUGUGGAACGUUUAAACAUAGCCGGUUAUCUUCUUCAAAAAGGAGAAAAAACAUACCAGCUAGUGUCCUCAUCAUAUUCGUGAAGCCUGCCAACUAGAUUAAGAUGAUGUGUGGAGGGGAAAUGCGCUUCUUACGGCUGCAGCUCUAUGUAUCGGGCGUGAUGUCCAGCUGCUAAGAUAAACAAUGCUAACAGAGCUACCCACACGCUAAAAUUUCUUGUUGGACUACAGUAUGCUCUUAGCCUGUUAGGAAUCAUCUGUUUUCUCGGGGCGACAUUCAAUGAUCAUGAAUGCUGAUUCUUUACUUGUGUGUAACUUGCACAUUCUAAAUUUUCUUAUUAGAUAGUUACAGCUGUAA
Molecule: messenger RNA, 2822 nt
Organism: Brachypodium distachyon (stiff brome)
Lineage: Eukaryota; Viridiplantae; Streptophyta; Magnoliopsida; Poales; Poaceae
Product: probable DNA helicase MCM8
Exons: 18
Coding region: 179-2548 (789 amino acids)
Biological process (GO): DNA replication
Cellular component (GO): nucleus; MCM complex
Molecular function (GO): single-stranded DNA binding; single-stranded DNA helicase activity; ATP binding
Source: RefSeq, a predicted model, not a curated record